Molecule: messenger RNA, 2364 nt
Organism: Coccinella septempunctata (seven-spotted ladybird)
Lineage: Eukaryota; Metazoa; Arthropoda; Insecta; Coleoptera; Coccinellidae
Exons: 9
Coding region: 155-2209 (684 amino acids)
Source: RefSeq, a predicted model, not a curated record
CUAUGAUAUUUUCGGUUAGUUAAUUGGCCUUCUGUGAUUGAAUUUUGAUUUGAUUGUAACUGCUGUUGAAUUAAACAAAAAAUAAUAAUCUGAACGUAUUCCUUGUGUAUUUAUAUACUCGAAAAACAGGGUGUUCUCUAUUUUAACAUAUGACAUGGAUAACUUUGAAACGAUGGAUUUUGAUAAUAUGGCACAAAAUCUGCACGGCGAUCCUUUUGCAAACAUACCGAUGAAUGACAUAGAUAUUGGCAGGGAGUCUAUUCCUUUAUUAGAACUCAGUACCUCCUUUGGCAGAGAAUCAUUAGGAAUUUUGAAAAUUGACUGUGAUAUAAACAACCAUCUGAAUAAUGCAACACAAUUCAAUAAUACUGAUAUAUCUCCAAAUGUUUUAGAUCAAGCAUUUCUCUUAUCAUCUCAUAGUGAUUUGAAAAGUGCAUCAACAAUUAAGUCAUCCAAUUUCUCGUUCAAUUUAAAUGGCCAUGAUCAAAUUUCACCUAUAAACAUAUCAGAUUUUCCUAAUUCAUUUCGAUUCACCGGUAGUACUAACAUACUGAAUGAUGGUUUUCUAUAUACAACUGCAUUAAGUGAAAAGUUUCUCCAACAAUAUAGAUCUCGAUUCAAUUCUUUGCCCCUUUUCACCUUAAACAAUGAAGUUGAUAAAGUCACAGCAAAGCAAUUAAUGAAUAGAGCAUCAGAAGGAUGCAUGACUAACUGUAGUAUCUUAGAAGAGGAGGGAAAUGGAUUUAAUGAUUCUGUAUUCAUAGAAGCUCGUCAUUUAGCCACAAAAUUCAAUGAUGAAGGAUCAAAAGAUGGUUUUAUUCUGGAUGACACAGAUCCUCCAGAGUUAAUAAAUGGAGAUCUAGAAAGUAGUAAUAACAGUAAAGAUGAAAAAAUCAAAUAUGACAGUGAUGAAGUUUUCAAAAGAAUAGAUAAAUUGUUACCAGUUGAUGGCCUCCAGCAGCUAAAUAAAAAAUUAGAUAAUCUCACUUCAGACCAUACAAAGCAGCAGAAUGAUUUAGUUAAGCAAGUUGAAGAGAAUUUGUGCACCAAGCAACCCGAAUUACAGCUUUCCAAUCCUAAUGAUAAUGCCAAAACGGAAAUGAAUGGAAAAUCUGAUGAAGUAGAUCAUGACAAAGAUACAACGCCAACUGGAUGUGUUCAAAUUAAUACUGAGGAGUCGGAUAAAAUACUCCGUGCUCUAUCUUUGAUCCUUGCUAAAAGUGAUAGAAGUGAGAAAGAAACAGAGGAGGGGCAAUGUUUAUUGAAUACUUUAGCAGAUAUGCUCUCUAAUAGUUCUAAAGAAAAAUGUAAAUCUGUUAUUGGUGACUCAAUUAAAAGUAUAGAUGAAAUCACUAAAAUACAAAAUGUCUCCACCAAAUCCCAGGAUGGAUCAAACUCGAGUAGUUUUGCAACAGGAAAUCGUCUCAGGAGCAAAAAACAUAGUAAUUCAUUUUCAAUGCCAAACAAGGUAUUGAAGACAAAACUAACUGCUAGUGUAGUUAGAUCUCCAAGUUUCGAUGGAUCCAAAACAAGAAACUCAGUGAGUAGCGCAGAAUCUAGUGUCGAAGUUAGAAACUAUAGUGCAGAAAAUCCAUCUGUCAAUUUGAAAUUGAAGAAGGUCAGUUCUACAACCACGAGAAGAGGACCGAUGAAGGCUACUGUUCCCUUGGAGAACAUAACCAAACCACAGAUAAAGGGCACUCCUACCAAAGCGCAGCAAAUAAUGCCAAAACUGAAAAGUAGAAUCAGCACACCUAUUCGUGAUAUUCAACUGAAACCUAUGGCACAAUCAACACCAGAUCAUAAGGUCAACAAUUCCUCAACGUCAUCUAUGGAAUUAACCAAUAUUAGAAGCUUAAGUUCUUCGAAUAUGCAGGAGAAAUCAAAUCAUUCUAGUCCGACAACAAGCGUAUCAUCAUAUAGAGACAGCUUUCUCUCCAAGGAUCGUCCUCAUAUUUCACAGUUGCCAAGAAGAAAUUCAGUUAGCGAAUGUCGAAAAACUUCCACACCUGAUGUUAAAAGGACUUCCAGUAUGAAGGAAACCUCUCUCAUGAAGGCAAUGAACAAAAUAAGACAAAACAUGUCCGUAUCCAAAGGCCCGUUGCGUGAUUGUUCUAAUGUGUCUUCAAGGGAGAGUUUCAGUACAUCUGGAAAAAUCAUCACCACACCAAAAAGAGUGGUAAGUGAAGAAAGAAAAGUUAUAUAUUAGGGAGAAUAGAAAAAAUAAUAUAAGAUGAGAGCUAUUGGUAAGGAGAACACUUCUGCUGUUUGUUGAAUUGUAUGUUCCUGGUUCUCACUUUACUUCAAAUAAUGUGAUAUGUUUUUUAUAUGUUUUAUUUUUUGCGAUAAAAUUUUGAAAGAAAA